This is a messenger RNA of Centruroides sculpturatus (bark scorpion), 2679 nucleotides long. RefSeq names its product SPARC-related modular calcium-binding protein 1-like. The record is from RefSeq and is a predicted model, not a curated record. Gene Ontology annotation, cellular component: basement membrane. Lineage: Eukaryota; Metazoa; Arthropoda; Arachnida; Scorpiones; Buthidae. The coding region runs from base 436 to 1752 and encodes 438 amino acids. Gene Ontology annotation, biological process: extracellular matrix organization. Gene Ontology annotation, molecular function: extracellular matrix binding; calcium ion binding; heparin binding. The transcript is spliced from 12 exons.
AUGAACAAGCGCGAGCUUAUAGAAAGCGAAAGUACUGUACGUCGUCGCGCGCGCGCCGCUUUCGUUUUUCUUUCAUUGAUAAAUUUACUACAUUAAACGUAUGAUUUUUAAAAAAGUAAUAGAAUGAUCGCAAGUUUUAUUUUGUCGACAGUUUCCACUCCUUUCUUCGGAUCGUAAAGCGGAAUGUCAGAUAGACUGUAGCGGCGAUGUACAGAGACAAGUGUGUGGAACAGACGGACGGACGUACGACUCCAAAUGUGAAAUCAAUCGAGCAAAGUGCGAAGGUCAUCCUGUCGAAUUCAAACAUCGCGGAAAGUGUUCAGAAAUGGCUCGAUGCACGGCUCAGAGGAGUGUGGCACAAGCCGAAGCGAGAAAGUUUGUCGAGGGCGUGUUUAUACCGGAAUGCAAAGAGGACGGUAGUUACUCCGAAGUCCAAUGUCAUUCCUUCACAGGUUAUUGCUGGUGUGUCAAUCAUUUAGGCAAACCCAUCCCAGGUUCCUCCAUCAGGUACCAAAGACCAAACUGCGCUCAACCAGUCAAAUCAUUUUGUUACUUACAGGAAAGAGGAACAACAGGCGUAGAUCCUCUCAUAUUAAUAAAAAGAAGGGUUGUAGCAAUAACGACAGAUCGUUAUUUAAUACGAAUUUAAUUAAUUUAUUUAAAUCUGAAUAUUUGAGGAUUUUUCAUACCAUGCAAACGGAUAACCCUCUAGAAACAGAGAUACACAGGGUUAUUCAGUGGAAAUUUGGUGAGUUGGAUAAGAAUCAAGACGACAAUUUGAGGAGGAGAGAGAUCAAGGAUCUUCGAAGAAUGGCCAAGAAGAUAGUGAAACCACGCUCUUGCGCCAAGAGUUUCACGAAAUAUUGCGAUCUGGAUCAAGAUAAAAAGAUUACGCGAAAAGAAUGGUCUGCCUGUCUCGGAGUAGAUAUGAAUAUUUCUUUUCGUCUAUUUAUGUCCUUAAAUUCAGAGGAACAGGCUGGAAAAGAAGAAGAUCAAGUUCACAUCUUGCCAACAGUCGAUUCGGACGAAUUACAAGAAAAGCAGAAACCAAUACUGAAGAACGACGAUAACACGGGAGAGAUGGACGAUGCGGAAAAUGAUAUUCAAGAUUGCCUGACGGCACGGAAAAUUGCACUGGAAACACACAGACAAGAUCCGAACGGAAAAGUUUACAUUCCGAGUUGCACUCAGCAAGGCCUGUACGUGCGCGAACAAUGCCAUAAAUCAGCGGGUUAUUGUUGGUGCGUUCAUCCAAAUACGGGAAAACCCAUUAGAGGAACCGCCACGCAUGGUAUACCACCAGAUUGCAGGAGGGCCAACAGAAAAUCGCACGUAUUUAAAGGUUGUUCACUUCAGAAGAGGCAAUCGUUCUUGGAAGAAUUGCUAAAUUCCAUCGAAGAAGAAGUCAAUGAAACUGUUAUCAGUUCAAUUUCGGUUAGUAAGAAAGUGGAAGAAAUAGUGAAGUGGAAAUUUCGUUAUCUGGACAAUAAUCAAAAUCAGUUAUUGGAUAAAAGAGAGUGGUUAGAAUUUCGCCACCAAUGGAAAAACUUCUUAAAAAACAACAAGAGGAGGAGAAAAUUAAGGAAACUUCGCAAGUGUUGGAGGAAUUUCCCUAGAUUCUGCGAUAUAAAUAAUAAUAAUAAAAUAACCAUGGAAGAAUGGAUGACGUGCACGGGUAUCAUUAGGAAUGAUAACGGAGCUAUCAAACGAAGAGGACCCAAUCCUUUUGAUAAAAUACUAAUAAGUGAUUGAGUUUCUGAUCGCGUAGUGUUUUAAUAUACUCGAAAGAAGAAGAAGAAGAUAAACCGAAUUUUAUCAGUCUGAAAGCUGAUUAAUGAAAAGUUUGCCAAUUCCAGAUCUCAUUUUUCAUUCUCUAACAUUAGAAAUUCUAUCGAAACGUGUGAAUAUUCUGAUAAUUCUUUUUUGGUUAAUUGAAACUACACACUUUGCAGAUAAAUUGUGCCAUAAAUUCUAUUAGAAAUAUAUAUGUGUGUGUAUAAAUAUAUAUACUAGUCUUUGGGGCAUUGUAUUAAUAUUUUAUCCAAAAUUUCUUUAUCAUUUAAUGUAAUUUCUUCUUGUAAAAUGAAAAAUCAUCAUCAUCAGUUCCUACAUAAAGUGCAAACAUUCACUAUGUUAAAAUAUAUUAUUUUUUUUUUCUAAUGGCUAAUGUAUAUAUAUAUAAGAUAAAUCUAUUGUGUAUUUUUUAAACAUAUUUUUAUAACUUUUAUUCUCCGAUUUAUUUGGUUUAGUUCAGUGUUAGAGGUGCCAUAUUUGUUACUGUUUUUUUCCCGUCCUCGCUUGGGUUGAGAAACUUUUUUUUUAAAUUAUUUUAAACGAAUUCUGUAUGUCAAGUGAUGAAAAUAAAUUGUUUUUUAAAUUGUUAAUUUGUUUCUUUUUAAAUUUAUUAAAAUUUAAUAUAAAUUUGACGUAAUUACGUGGCUGUUAUUUGAAGCUGUGGGCGCGAAUUUUGAAGUUAAACGUGUAGAAACACACAAAAUAACUCAAGUAGAUAAUUGGAAUGCAAGAAAAAUGUUUUAUAUUAUGUUAUAGCGUUUUCUACGGGAAUUUACAGAGCUUGUAUGGGGCCCGGAAGUAAAGCGUGGACUCUUUUCCACUGCUGCUUCAAAUAAAUGUACUGUACUGUACGUAGAAUGUUUCUUUAUUAAUAAAAACAGCAUU